This is a messenger RNA of Echinops telfairi (small Madagascar hedgehog), 12682 nucleotides long. RefSeq names its product vacuolar protein sorting 13 homolog B (gene VPS13B). The record is from RefSeq and is a predicted model, not a curated record. NCBI's taxonomy places the organism in Eukaryota, Metazoa, Chordata, Mammalia, Afrosoricida, Tenrecidae. Bases 99 to 11753 code for a protein of 3884 amino acids. The transcript is spliced from 60 exons.
GCGCACCGGCCACACCCGGAAGUGGCUCGUUCGGGAGCUGCGCAGCCGUGGCGAGCCGGUGCCAGCUUCUGACUCUGACUCCUCCCGUACCUUAAAAGAUGCUGGAGUCAUAUGUGACUCCAAUUUUAAUGAGCUAUGUGAAUCGCUACAUCAAGAAUUUAAAGCCGUCGGAUCUACAGCUUUCACUAUGGGGUGGAGACGUGGUUCUCAGCAAACUCGAAUUAAAGCUGGAUGUGCUGGAGCAGGAACUGAAGUUACCAUUCACCUUUUUAAGUGGACAUAUUCAUGAAUUGAGAAUCCAUGUACCAUGGACAAAACUGGGCUCCGAGCCAGUGGUGAUUACUAUCAAUACCAUGGAAUGCAUUUUGAAACUUAAAGAUGGAAUACAGGAUGAUCAUGAAAGCUGUGGCUCUAAUUCUACAAACCCUAGUACUACGGAGAACACAAAAUCAUCGGUCAAACCGAGAAGAAUACAGCAGACUGCACCCACUGAUCCCGAUUUACCACCAGCAACUGAUCUGGUGCUAAGAAAGGUUAUUAAUUUUUCUGACUGUACAGUAUGCCUUGACAAGCGAAAUGCCAGUGGUAAAAUAGAAUUUUACCAGGAUCCUUUAUUAUAUAAAUGUUCCUUUAGAACUCGUCUGCAUUUUACAUAUGAUAACCUAAAUUAUAAGAUGCCAUCUGUUAUUAAGAUUCAUACUUUAGUUGAGAGCUUGAAACUUUCUAUCACAGAUCAACAACUGCCUAUGUUUAUCCGUAUAAUGCAGCUUGGAAUUGCUCUUUACUAUGGAGAAAUAGGUAAUUUUAAAGAAGGAGAAACAGAGGAACCUACCUGUCACAAUAAAGACAUGCUAGGAAACAUUACAGUUGCUGAAGAUGAAACAAGAAUAGAAAUGCAGUAUCCUGCUCAGUACAAAACCCAAGACUUCUAUUCACAACAAGAUGAUGAACAGUCACAGGGAUGGGUGUCAUGGGCCUGGUCAUUUGUACCUGCAAUUGUGAGUUAUGAUAAUGAUGAAGAAGACUACUUAGGAAAUGAUCCCACGUCCACCACGCAUCAGCAAAAGGCGCCGACUUUGAAGGAUCCUAUUGUUUCUAUAGGAUUUUAUUGUACAAAGGCCACAGUAACUUUCAAACUCACUGAAAUGCAAGCUGAGAGUAGUUAUUACAGCCCACAGAAAGUAAAAUCUAAGGAAGUACUGUGUUGGGAACAAGAAGGAACUACAGUUGAGGCCCUCAUGAUGGGAGAGCCUUUCUUUGAUUGCCAGAUUGGUUUUGUUGGCUGCAGAGCUGUGUGCCUUAAAGCCAUUAUGGGGGUUAAAGAUUUUGAAGAAAAUAUGAGUAGAAGUGCAACAGAAGCUUGUUUUUUCAUUUGUGGUGAAGAUUUGAGUACAAAAGGUUUCACAUACCUUACCAAUUCAUUGUUUGAUUACCGAAGCCCAGAAAAUAAUGGCACACGUGCAGAAUUUAUCUUAGAUGCUGCUCAUCACCAGGAGACAUACACUGAGAUAGCUGGAAUGCAAAGGUUUGGGGCUUGUUACAUGGAUUACUUGUAUACAAUGGAAAACAUGACAGGCAUAGGUUCUGCAAUUCAACAAGACUUUUCUUCAGGGAAAAGUGAGGAUUUGGGAACAAUUCAGGAGAAGUCUAUCAAAAAUCUUGUCGUAGGUCCUUUUGAUUUACGCCUUGAUAGCAGUGCAGUGCAUAGGAUUUUGAAAAUGAUGGUUUGUGCCUUGGAACAUGAAUAUGAACCAUAUAGCAGACUGAAACCAGAUAUUAAGGAUGAAAACGAAACUUUACUGAAUCCCGAUGAAGUGGCAUCUCUUGAGCAAUAUCUCCCUACUCGAUUUACAAGUGUUACUCUUCUCAAGUGUACCUGCACAGUUUACAUGGCUGAAUUCAAUUUGCUAGGCCAUUUGCUACCUGUCCUUAUGGGAGAAAAGAACUUGAGCAACUUCAUGAAUACUACAAACUUCCAGCCUCUUAGGCCUUUACCAGCCAUUCAGAUAUUGGUGGAUAAAAUUAAUCUGCAACACUCUGUGCCAAUGUAUGCUGAACAGUUGGUACAUAUGGUCAGCAGCCUUUCCCAGUCUUCUGAUAACCUGCUUCAUUAUUGCUAUGCUCAUUGCUACCUUAAGAUAUUUGGUUUCCAGGCAGGACUGACAUCUUUGGAUUGUAGGGGAUCUUCUUGCGUACCUGUACCGAUGAUUCCCUCUUUCAGUACUGCUCUUUAUGGCAAACUGCUGAAACUUCCCAUGUGCUGGACCAAACAAUCGCAGAUCCCUAUAAAUGAAGGUAUAUUUGAACUUCCAAAUCUUACAAUUCAAGCUACAAGAGCACAAACCCUUCUGCUGCAAGCAAUAUAUCAAAGUUGGUCUCAUAUUGGCAAUGUCAGCUCUUCAGCAGUGAAUGAAGCUUUGAUGAAUGAAGUCUUCCAAAGUGCAGGUGUGAAAUCUAAGAAUCCCCUGCCAACUCUUGAGGGCUCAAUGCAGAAUGUUGAAUUGAAGUACUGCAGCACAUCAUUGGUCAAAUGCGCCUCUGGGACCGUGGGAUCAAUGAAACUUUGUGCCAAAGCUCCAGGUGCUGUGCUUCUUUGUUGUGUACAAGGAUUGUCUGUGAAUAUUGACCCAAUCUUGUAUACAUGGCUUAUCUAUCUGCCUCAGAAACGAACGAGUAGACAUAUACAACAGCCACCCAUGGCCACUGUUCCUCCCGUUGUGCCUGUUAGCAGAAAGAAAGAAGACCAAGUGUCUGUUGGAAGUGCUCCGUUGGUGAAGCAGCAGUCAUAUCAGGCCUCAGAAUAUGCCAGCAGUCCUCUAAAAACAAAAACAGAAUCUAGACCAUUGUCAGUUCCUGUUAAAGCCAUGCUGAGUAUAUCUGGCGGCUCCAAAAGUCCCGAAGAAAGAAUGAAAGAAUUUAUUGGAAUAGUAUGGAAUGCAGUAAAGAGGCUCACAUUGCAGCUUGAAGUCCAGUCUUGUUGCAUGUUCAUUCCAAAUGAUAGCCUGCCUUCUCCAAGUACCAUUGUAUCUGGCGACAUUCCCGGCACAGUGAGAAGUUGGUACCACGGCCAAGUCAGCAUGCCGGGAACGCUGGUCGUGUGUUUGCCGCAGAUCAAGAUUAUUAGUGCUGCUCAUAAGGAUAUGGAACCUUUGCAGGAGGUCCCGUUUGUCAUCCCACGUCCUAUUCUUGAAGAAGGCGAUGCUUUUCCUUGGACCAUCAAUGUACAUCAAUUCAGCAUAUAUACCCUUCUCGGAAAACAAGUGACACUUUGCCUGGUGGGACCCAUGGGCUGUACCUCUACUCUGGCUGUCACCUCUCAAAAACUACUGGCUUCAGGACCUGACCCAAGACAUUCAUUUGUUGUCUGUCUUCAUGUUGACCUAGAGCCUCUGGAGAUAAAAUGCUCGAACCCCCAGGUCCAGCUAUUAUAUGAGUUAGCUGAUAACAUGAAUAAAGUCUGGAAUAAGAUUCAGAAGAGAGGGAAUCUAAGCCCAUCUUCAGCCUACCCUGAGGCCAUCAUAGGGGCUGCCCCAAGCUCUCCAGUUAGAAGCAGCGUGGGCACAGCUCCACCAGACACCAGCACGUGCAGCCCGUCUGCCGAGAUGGGCACUACUACUGAGGGAGAUUCUGCGCAAGCAGGUGAUGACUCUCCAUUCUCAGAUUCUGUCACCUUGGAACAGACUACAAGUAACAUUGGUGGAGCCAGUGGGCGUGUUAGUUUAUGGAUGCAGUGGGUGCUCCCCAAAAUUACCGUCAAGCUCUUUGCUCCUGAUCCUGAACACAAGAGCACAGAAGUUUGUAUGGUCAGUGAACUAGAAGAUCUCAGCGCUUCUGUAGAUGUCCAGGAUGUAUACACCAAGGUGAAAUGUAAAAUAGAAAGCUUCAAUAUUGAUCACUACCGAAGCAGGCCAGGGGAAGGUUGGCAGUCAGGACAUUUUGAAGGAGUAUUUCUACAGUGCAAAGAAAAACCCGUGACAGCUGCAAAACCUUUAGAUGGCCCUCCUCAGCAGCAUGGAUUUCUCUCUGUGACAUACACGAAAGCUGUGACCAAAAAUGUCCGCCACAAGUUAACGUCAAGAAAUGAACGAAGAAGUUUUCAUAAGUUGUCGGAAGGUUUAACUGAUGGUUCCCCUCAUUUCCUUCAUGAGAUUCUUCUCUCGUCACAAGCCUUUGAUAUUGUCCUUUGUUUUCCUUUACUUCAUGCCAUUGCGAGUAUAUUUCAAGCAAAGCUACCAAGGACCCAAAAAGAGAAGAGGCAGUCUCCUGGCCAGCCCAUGCGAACCCAUACACUGACUUCCCGAAAUUUACCUUUGAUUUAUAUCAACACAAGUGUCAUCAGAAUUUUUGUCCCCAAAGCAGAGGAAAUACAACCUACGGUUGGAGUGAACCCAACAGCAAAAGAAGACUCUAUGGUUUUAAAGAUCGGCUCUGUGACCAUGGCUCCCCAGGCUGACAAUCCUCUUGGCAGAUCAGUCCUCAGGAAAGAUAUUUACCAGAGAGCCUUAAAUUUAGGAAUUCUUCGAGAUCCUGGUUCAGAAAUCGAAGACCGACAGUAUCAAAUCGACCUGCAGUCUAUCAGCAUCGGCACUGCACAGUGGGAUCAGCUGAAACCCGAGAAGGAAACAGGCACAGGCGGGGCGCUGACAGAGAGUGAAAGAAAUUCUCAGAAUCCCGCCCUUGAGUGGAAUAUGGACAGCAGCAUAAGGAGGCAUCAAGAAAGGAGAGCAAUUUUGACUCCAAUUUUGACAGACUUUUCUGUCCGAAUUACUGGAGCACCUGCCAUCAUUUUCACCAAAAUAAUUUCUCCAGAAAAUGUACAUCCUGAGGAGAUUUUGGUGUGUGGCCAUUCCUUGGAAGUGAACAUAACCACAAACCUGGACUUCUUUCUGAGUGUGGCGCAAGUUCAGCUCUUACAUCAGUUACUGCUCGCAAACAUGACUGGAAUGGAACCAUCACACAAGGCCACAGAGAUCUCCAAACAAGAACAGAAAAAGAUGGAUACAUUUGAUGCCAGCAUGGCCGAAACCUCCUCUCGGUACAGCGGCGCCCAGGACAGUGGGAUUGGCAGCGACAGCGUCAAAAUCCGGAUCGUGCAAAUUGAGCAGCACAGCGGGACCAGCCAGCACCGCAUCGCCCGCCCCUCACGCCAGUCGUCCAUCGUCAAGAAUCUACAGUUUAUUCCCUUCGACAUAUUUAUCACUGCAAGUAGAAUCUCCCUGAUGACUUACUCCCGCACAGCCUUGCCCAAAUCCAAGCCACCAGAACAGAAGGACAACGAGAAAGCAGGCAGGAGUUCUUUACAUGUCCCAGAAGUGGACUCAGAAGAUGUGGCCAAGCCCCGCCAGGCAUGUGUUUCCUCGGUGACCGCAGAUGAUCUCCUAAGCAGUCGUAUUUCGUUCCCCUCGGGGAAGAAAAUAGGAGCCCUCUCUCUUGAUAGCCUCCAUGCAUCUGCCAGGUCGUCAGCUAGACAGGCACUCGGUGUAACUAUUGUGCGGCAGCCCGGGCGAAGAGGAACCGGCGACCAGCAGCUAGAGCCUUUUCUGUACUUUGUGGUGUCUCAGCCUUCCUUGCUGCUGAGCUGUCACCCCCGGAAGCAGCGAGUAGAAGUGUCCAUCUUUGAUGCUGUGCUGAAAGGGGUAGCCUCCGACUACAAAUGUACAGACCCUGGAAAGACUCUGCCCGAGGCCCUUGACUACUGCACUGUUUGGCUGCAAACAGUGGCUGGAGAAAUCGACAGCAAAAGUGGCAUUCCUCCUUCCCUUGUAACGCUGCAAAUGAGAGACUUUCUUAAUGGACCAGCAGACAUCCACCUGGAUAUAUCAAAGCCUUUGAAAGCCAACCUGAGUUUUACCAAGCUGGAUCAGAUAAAGCAUUUUGUAAAGAAGAUAACAAAUGAACAGAGCGUCCCCCCCAGCCCAGCGACAUCAGCCUGGGCAGACCCUAUGCCCAACAAGGAUGACCUUCCAGUCUCCAAAUGUCACCGAGGGAAGUGGCCCCAGCCUGAAGCUCAUGGUGAUGGAGCACAGCGAACUCCACUUCCGGAGAACCUGUGGCGAGCUGUUUCAGGCUUUCAGAAAAUUGCUGUCCGAACAACUCAGAUUGUGGUCUCCAUGGAAACAGUCCCCCACCCCAGCAAACCGUGCCUGUUAGCUUCUUUAUCCAGCCUCAGUGGGAGCCUUACUCUGAAAGCUGCACAAAAAGCACCCGGCCUAAGUCUUGGGUCAUCAUUUGUACUCAGCGUGGACGAUCUUCUCCUUAAAACAAGCCUCAGAGAACGAAGUCGGGUUCUGAUAGGACCAUGUUGUGCCACUGCCACUCUGGAAGCUCAGCGGUGUAAACACAGCGGCAAUCCAGGCCCCGAACAAUCCAGACCCAAGAUAUCGAUUGACCUGGGAGGAGGGCUGCUGCAGGUCUUCUGGGGUCAAGAGCAUUUGAAUUGUUUAGUUCUUCUACGUGAGCUCCUUAAUGGAUACCUCAGUGAGGAGGGAAAUUUGGACAUGCAUGGUUCUCAGCCAGAGCCUUCAAUGUCAUCUCCUGUGGAAAAUAAUCAAAACUUUAAAAGUGCACAAAGUUCAGAUGAUCUACGGACCGGCCUGUUUCAGUAUAUACAAGAUGCUGAACCUUUGAAACUGCCGAGUGCCUAUGAAGUGUUGUUUUACAACGAAACAGAGGAGAGUCCGGGCAUGAUGUUAUGGAGAUAUGCAGAACCGCGCGUGCUCACCCUUGUGCGCAUCACUCCUGUGCCCUUCAACACCACCGAGGAUCCAGACAUCAGCACGGCCGACCUUGGAGAUGUGCUGCAGGUCCCUUGUAGUUUGGAAUACUGGGAUGAACUCCAGAAAGUUUUUGUGGCAUUUCGAGAAUUCAGUCUAUCUGAAAGCAAAGUUUGUGAACUGCAGUUGCCAGAUAUCAAUCUUGUGAAUGACCAGAAGAAACUGGUGUCCUCGGACCUUUGGAGAAUUGUCCUGAACAGCAGUCAAAAUGGUGCUGAUGACCAAAGCUCUGCAAGUGAGUCUGGCUCUCAGAGCACUUGUGAUCCACUUGUCACUCCCACAGCCCUGGCUGCCUGUACCAGAGUCGACUCCUGUUUCACUCCAUGGUUUGUCCCAUCUCUCGGCAUCUCCUUUCAGUUCGCUCACCUGGAGUUCCACCUUUGUCAUCACCUGGAUCAACUCGGCACAGCUCCACCGCAGUACCUAUACCCUUUUGUGUCCGAUAAAAACGUGCCGUCCGAACUAGAAUACAUGAUUGUCUCCAUCCGAAGGCCGCACGUGUACCUCCGGCAGUGGGCGGAUGGGUCCGUCUGCCAGGAGGUCCGGUUCUCAGCUCAAGCAGAGUGUCAACUUCUAGAGUGCAGAAACGUCACCAUGCAAACUGUGGUCAAACCCUUCAGCAUCUUUGGAGAAAUUGCGGUUUCCAGCGAGGCAGUGGAAAAGCUGCUCGACUGCAGCCUGGUCAUCGAUUCCGUGUUUUUAAACUUUGGACAGCAUGUAGUUCAUUCUCUGAGCACUGCAGUCCAAGCUUGGCAACAGAACAAAUGCCCUGAGGGAGAGGAGCUGGUCUUCAGCCAUUUUGUGAUCUGUAAUGACACACAGGAGACCCUGCGGUUUGGCCAGGUGGACACGGAUGAAAACAUGCUUCUGGCCAGCAUCCACAGUCACCAGUACAGCUGGCGCUCGCACAGAUCCCCACAGCUGUUGCACAUCUGUAUUGAAGGCUGGGGCAAUUGGCGUUGGUCGGAACCCUUCAGUGUGGACCAUGCCGGGACUUUCAUUAGAACAAUCCAGUACAAGGGUCGAACUGCUUCACUCAUCAUCAAGGUCCAGCAGCUGAGUGGCGUGCAGAAGCAGAUUAUCAUCUGCGGAAGACAGAUCAUCUGUAGUUACUUGUCUCAAAGCAUAGAACUGAAAGUUGUUCAGCAUUACAUUGGUCAAGAUGGACAAGCUGUGGUUCGAGAGCGGUUUGACUGCCUCACCUCCAAGCAGAAAUUGCCCUCCUACAUCUUGGAAAGCAGUGAGCUGACAGAGCUGUGUGUGAAGGCCGAAGGGGAUGAGGACUGGUCAAGAGAUGUACGCCUGGAGUCCAAGGACCCCGAGUACAGCAUCGUCAUUCAGGUGCCGUCUUCAAACAGUUCCAUCAUUUAUGUCUGGUGCACAGUUUUGACUUUAGAACCCAAUUCUCCAGCACAGCAACGGAUGAUUGUGUUCAGCCCUCUUUUUAUCAUGAGGAGUCAUCUUCCAGACCCCAUUAUCAUACAUUUGGAGAAAAGGAGCCUGGGAUUGAGUGAAACACAAGUCGUUCCAGGAAAGGGGCAGGAAAAGCCACUGCAAAACAUAGAGCCUGACCUUGUACAUCACCUAACAUUUCAAGCAAGAGAAGAAGACGAUCCUUCAGAUUGUGCCAUUCCCAUUUCAACAUCCCUCAUUAAGCAAAUAGCCACAAAGCUGCACCCCGAGGGCCCGGCUAGUCAGCUCCUCACAGAAUUCUAUGGGACAGAGAAAUCCCUUCGACCCGUGUGGCCCUAUGUUACAAAGGAUUCCGAGAGGAACGAACAGCUGAGUCAGUGGGAUAGCCCGAUGCGAGUAAAGCUGUCGGUCUGGAAGCCACAUGUUAAAACCCUGUUGAUAGAACUUCUGCCCUGGGCUCUUCUUAUCAAUCAGUCCAAGUGGGACCUCUGGCUGUUUGAAGGAGAGAAGAUCGUUCUACAGGUUCCUGCUGGCAAAAUUAUCAUCCCUCCUAACUUUCAGGAAGCUUUUCAAAUUGGAAUAUACUGGGCAAAUACAAACACUGUGCACAAGUCAGUAGCAAUUAAACUGGUCCAUGACCUGACAUCUCCAAAGUGGAAAGAUGGAGGCAACGGUGAAGUUGUGACAUUGGACGAAGAAGGGAUUGUUGAUGCUGAAAUACGACUUGGUGCCUUCCCAGGACAUCAGAAGUUCUGCCAGUUCUGCAUUUCCUCCAUGGUGCAGCAAGGCAUACAGAUCCUCCAGAUCGAGGACAAGACCACCGUCGUCAACAACACCCCCUACCAGAUAUUCUACAAGCCGCAGCUGGCCCUCUCUGGCCCUCACUCUGCGGGGAAGGAGGAUUUUCACAUUCCAGACGGCACAACUUUUAGCAUCUGCCCAGGUGGAGAGCAGGCUGCUGUGAAGUCCGGCUCCCUGCCCUGCUGGGACGUCCUGCCUGACAUCAGUCAGCCAGUGCCGGAUGCUGCCCUGCUCCAGAAGCAGAUCUUGCUGGGCUUCUCUCCUGCCGUGGGUGCCGACAGCUCACAGUGCUGGAGCCUGCCAGCCGUAGUUAGACACGAGUUUCCCAGACAGAGCGUGGCAGUGCCCUUCAUGGGCAGUCGGGAGAAUGGAUUCCGUACCAGGGCGAUAACACUGACAUGUCAAGAGCACUUUGGAGUGACGUACUUAACCCUCUCAGAAGACCCUAGUCCUCGGAUAAUUUUCCAUAACAAGUGCCCAGUAACCAUGCUUCUCAAGGAAAAUAUCAAAGAUACCCCAAAGUUUGAGGUUUACUGCAGAAGAAUCCCCCCAGAGUGCUCAGUUCAUCACGAACUGUACCAUCAGAUCUGCAGUUACCCAGACUGCAGAACCAAAGACCUGCUGCCGAGCCUGCUGCUGAGAGUGGAGCUGCCGGGAAAAGUAACCGACUGGAGCGACGCCAUCGACAUCAACCACCCGGGCACCCAGGUUUUGUUCCUAACUGGCUUUGGCUAUGUGUACGUGGACCUUGUCCAUCAGGGCGGCACCGUCUUCAUCACUCUGGCCCCAGAAGAAAAAGCCGGGCCUCUGGUAACUAAGCCCAACAGCAUGCUGGAGAUGGCUGUCAGAUUUCAAAUGUUCGUCACGCAGUUGAGCCUGGCGGUGUUGGAUGACCUCACCCACCCCCACACAUCGUCUGAACUUCUGAGACUCACACUUGACCAUGUGUUUCUCCAUCUGGCCCCCGUGGCGGGCCACCUCCCUGUGGAAGAGACCCCGGCCGCCAUCUUCCAGCCGUACUGCAUGGAGGUCUGCUGCGGGGACUUGCAGCUGGACAACCAGCUUUAUAACAAGUCCAACUUCCACUUCGCUGUCCUGGUCUGCCAGGGGGAGAAAACAGAACCCUCUGGAUGCACCAAAAUGCAGAGCCUCCUGGUCUCCCGCGCCGAUGUGGAAGAAUACAAGCGAAGCUGUUUCAUCACACUGUGUGUCACCUUGUCGCAGGGCAAGAGCUGCUUGUGUGAGAUGAACGAGUUCAGUUUUGAACUGAAGCCCGCCCGGCUCUACGUGGAAGAUACGUUUGUGUACUACGUCAAGACUCUGUUUGACACCUACCUCCCUUACACUGACAGCCAGCGGGCCGGUCGCCCCGGGCCCCUCGCCGGGGACACACAGCUGCUGCCCCUGCAAGUCAGGCAGCACGCCCAGGCCUUGGUGAACCCGGUGAGGUUACGGAGGCUGGUGAUCGAGCCCGUGAGCCUGCUGGUCAGCAUCCACGCUUCCCUCAAGCUGUACAUCGCCUCUGACCACACGCCCCUCUCCUUCUCCGUGUUUGAGCGCGGGCCCAUCUUCACCACGGGCAGACAGCUCAUCCACGCCCUGGCCAUGCACUACGCCGCUGGGGCACUCUUCCGAGCAGGCUGGGUGGUCGGAUCUCUGGAAAUCCUGGGCAGCCCGGCCAGUCUGGUGAGAAGCAUCGGGAACGGGAUCGCAGACUUCUUCCGGCUGCCCUACGAGGGGCUGACCCGGGGCCCGGGGGCCUUCGUCAGCGGCGUGUCCCGCGGGACCACAUCGUUUGUGAAGCACAUCUCCAAAGGUACCCUCACAUCCAUCACCAACCUGGCCACGAGCCUGGCCCGCAACAUGGACCGCCUCUCGCUGGAUGAGGAGCACUACAACCGGCAGGAGGAGUGGCGGCGGCAGCUCCCCGAAAGCCUGGGCGAGGGGCUGCGACAGGGCUUGUCCCGACUGGGCAUCAGCCUGCUUGGGGCAAUUGCUGGCAUCGUCGAUCAGCCAAUGCAGAACUUCCAGAAGACAUCGGAGACGCAGGCUUCUGCAGGACACAAGGCCAAGGGCGUUAUCUCGGGGGUGGGGAAAGGCCUCAUGGGGGUGUUCACCAAGCCCAUCGGGGGAGCUGCGGAGCUUGUGUCGCAGACAGGCUACGGUAUUUUACACGGAGCUGGACUUUCUCAGCUUCCCAAACAGCGCUAUCAGCCACGUGAUCUAUACGCUGACCAGGCUCCCAACAGCCAUGUCAAAUAUGUCUGGAGGAUGCUCCAGUCCCUGGGCAGACCAGAAGUCCACAUGGCCCUGGAUGUGGUUCUGGUGAGGGGCUCCGGCCAGGAGCACGAGGGCUGCCUGCUGCUGACGUCAGAAGUGCUCUUCGUGGUGAGCAUCAGUGAGGACACACAGCAACAGGCCUUCCCUGUCACAGAGAUUGAUUGCACACAGGACAGUGAACAGAAGAACCUGCUGGUCCUGCAGCUCAAGCAGCCGAGGGUGGCCUGUGAUGUGGAGGUGGACGGAGUCCGAGAGAGGCUGUCAGAACAGCAGUACGACAGACUUGUGGACUACAUCACCAAGGCAUCCUGUCACCUGGCUCCCAGCUCCUCGUCUUCCACAGCACCUUGCCCCGUGGUCCCUGUGGAGCCGUUCCCCUCUACUGUCAAAACCUACCACUACUCGGCCGACCCCUGUUUUGUUCAGGUCUUCAUCAGUAAAUUUACUAUGGUGAAAAAGAAAGCCCUGAGGAAAGGCUUCCCCUGAGCCCGCUCUCUGUGUGCUCCUCAAACACAGAGUGCAUUCCGUGUUAAGUGUUCACUCCACUCACAUGCAGAAUGGAUCAGGCCUUAGAAUGGAAAGCUAGAGUUCAAACCCCAUUCCCACCUGUUUGGGGGCAAAGAAACCAUCUAAUUCUACCAGGGUGCCUGCAAAGGUUUGGCUUUGUCAGAUGAAAUUAAAUGCUGAGACACCGCUGUUUAACUUGUGAAAUCUGUUCCAUAGCUGAUGCUGUUCUUGUCGUGAAAGCUGGUUAUCUGAACUCUGAAACCUGCUCUUUCAGAGGUUUACAGAACAUUCUUAUGGUUGUUCAGGUGCAUUUUGGAAAAAUUAUUGUCUCAAUCAGCAAACCAGAGUUAGUAACGACCAGUAAGGAGAGAGCCAGAGUGCUUAGGUGAGUUUCAGGUUCCGUAAAGAAGCCACGACCAGACAUGCAGACAUGUUAAUCCUGCAGGAGCCAUCAAGAACUGCAGGAUUAACAAGGAGAGCCGUCCGCCACACGGUUUCUUUCCAAAUCUUAAGUCACCAGACAUCAGCUUAAAUGUUUGAUGAAUAUUUCUUAUUCCAAUAAAUUGGAGUGAAGACACCCAGACUUGGGCCUAUAACUUGUCACCCGCAACUGUGAGAAGCUAAGAAAAUGUUAGUCCAAACACCUACGAGUCUGUAACACUCACGUGUUGCUGAGCUUGAAGUCAGUUUACAGAAAACAAGAAUGUUAACAAUGUUAAUGGUUUCUUCAUUAGUUUGCUAUGUACAUCACUUCAGAAAGUGAUUGUUUUGUCAGUCUCAAAAGUAACAUAAGUCAAUCUUAUAUUUUUAAGAAUGUAAAUAUUGUAUCUUUUAUGGUAAUUUUCCAAGCUGCUUCUAAGAAGUAUUAAAUUGUUAUUAAUUUAAAAUAAAGGGUAUCCCCAAAUUAC